This is a messenger RNA of Loa loa (African eye worm), 4806 nucleotides long. Its product is annotated as dopey domain-containing protein. The record is from RefSeq and is a predicted model, not a curated record. Gene Ontology annotation, biological process: Golgi to endosome transport. The transcript is spliced from 32 exons. The coding region runs from base 88 to 4806 and encodes 1572 amino acids. Gene Ontology annotation, cellular component: trans-Golgi network; endosome. NCBI's taxonomy places the organism in Eukaryota, Metazoa, Nematoda, Chromadorea, Rhabditida, Onchocercidae.
AUUUGAAUCAUUCCACCAUCUUCAAAAGUAAGAACCAAACGGUCAAAGUUCCCGUUUCAUCGUCGAAGAGCUUUGGCUCAAAAGGAGAUGUCGUCAGUGUUGAUUGGUUAUACAGAUGCAGCUGCAAAUGCAACACAAGCAGCUUCACUGGUAAACAACAGUAAAUAUCGGGCUUAUGUUGCGGCAGUCGAUAAAGCACUGAAAGCUUUUGAAGCUACCAAUGAAUGGGCCGACUUGAUCUCAGCUCUUGCAAAACUUAGUCGAGUAUUUCAUGCAAAUGCAAGAUUUGGUGAUAUACCGAAGCCAGUGACUGUAGCAAAGCGCCUUUCGCAGUGUCUACAUCCGGCCCUGCCACAUGGUGUUCAUCUGAAAGCACUGGAAACUUAUCGACAGCUCUUCGAUAUCCUUGGCCGGAAGGAUCUUCCACGUUUGUUGUAUCUUUUCGCUGUUGGACUUUUCCCACUGAUGGAUCACUGUGGAAUAAAGGUAAAAUUGGAAUUGUUAAAUAUAUUUGAACAAUAUCUCCUUCCAUUGGGUGUUGAACUGAAGCCAGCACUCCCUGGUUUCAUCGCUGGUGUUUUGCUGGGCCUUGAAGAAGGAACGGAGUUCUAUGAUAGAUCGUUUUCUCUUUUGGAUCAAGUACAGGACAGUGUUGGUCCGGAAGCAUAUUUUGCAUGUCUUUGGGAAGCAGUCCUUGGUUCACCAUCCGUUCGUCUUCCAGCACUGAUGUAUGUAAAUGCGAAAUUUAACCGACGGAAAAGUAUGCACGAUCAGGAGUAUAUUAUGGGAAAUAACAUUGAUCAUAUGAUAGCGGCUCUUUGCGCAACAGCAGAUGAUGAUGGCUCAAUACUUGUUCAGCGUCACUUAUUAGAUUUUUUGUCCUCUGCUUUCCCACUAAAUUCCGAUCAUCUCGUAAGAGAAGAUUUUGUUCAGCUUCUCAGACGUUGCCUCUUUUUGGUACUUCGCAGGGAUAUGAGCUUGAAUAGACGUCUGUAUCAGUGGCUACUGAAUCGUGUUGGUGAUUCAGCUGUUACUGGAUUGCCCGUUGCUGGAGUGGAUGAACAGCUUGACACUGCUUUUUUCAUCACUUAUGCCCUGCCGAUUGCGAGGAAAGCGAUCGAAGAGUAUUUGAAAUUAGAUACAGUGCAAGUAACUAGUGGUCUUGCUUCCUGGGACGGCACGAAGGAACAUCAAAUCCAGUAUACAGAAGUGCGAGUUGCACGUUUGCUAUUAUACUUUAUGGAUCGGCCUGAACUAGGCUCUCUUUUUCUUGAAGAAACAUUACUAAUUUUGUUGGAAGCAGCUUCUAGGAACGACACACAUUUGGAAUCGGUUUUAGUCGAGAAAGAGAAAAUAUUAAGUGGAACAAAAAGGCUAUCAUCUACAAUAGAAACAAUUAAUGAACAGAAUCGGCGGUGUAGUGUUACGAGUAAAUCCUCUAUUAGUUCACGGCAAUCACGAUUAAGCAUUCUAUCAGCACCUGAAGAAACUUCCACCAAACAGACUAAACGAUUGGAAGAGUUCCGAAAAACAGUAAAUUUGUUGAUGAAUUCGCUUGAUGUUGGGUUUAUUUGGAAUUUUCUAGAACGGAAACUAAAAUUGUUAAUACAGCAAACACAAAAAGAAGAAAAGCGAAACGGUACAAUAGAUCCACAUUUGUUGACAAAUGAAAUAAAAAUGUUGAAAGAUGAAGAAGAACGGAGAAUUACACGGGAAUUGGCGAACUUUCCACAGAUAGUAUUAUUUUGCCUGAACACAAUAGAAUUGGAUUCUCAUGGAGAUAUUCGGGAACGGUACUUACCACAGUUGUUGUCAUCGAUUCUCACCACUGUGGCUGAGAAAAAUGUUGCAUCGAUAGACAUUAGACUACUUGUUCGACUUUUAAUUGUCGCAAAAGCAAUUCUAAAUGAAGUCAAUCAAAGUGCUGUUGUUAUGGAAGCUGGAAUCAUGACACGAAAACUUAGUGAGGUAUAUGAAAUAGUACGUUGUGAAGAACUUGAUUCAAUGGAAAAACCAUCCACGCAAGGAGGCGCAAUUAAAGAACAGUGGAGAGUAGAGAAUUGUUUGAGUAGUUGUCAGCGAGUUCUUGCGCAGAUCUGUAAUUGGUAUUGCAAGGAACGAAAUACCGAACGCUUGCAAGCAUUUUAUGCUGUUUCAACUUUGACACAAGAAUUUGCCGAUUUUCCCUUAUAUGAUUUAGGUGCACAAGAAAUCAAGAGUGUGGGAUAUCAUAAAAGGCAUGGAUCAAGUAAUUAUCCGGUUUGGUUAAGCGCUUUAUUGAACGUAUUAUCACUCGACGAUUGGGAUGUUGCCGUGAGUUCUAAAGUAAGUCAUGAUACUCUUGACAUCCGGGUAACCGAUAUGUUUGCUCGCGCGAAUGCUUUGGAUCUGAUAACCUAUGUCUAUAUUAGGAGUAUUUCGGUUGCUGAACAACAUGACGCUAUGUUACAACGUCAAAAGAGAGAUAAUAAAGAAAGGACAACUAUUUUAUUGAAACCACUGAUUUCUGAAGUGAACUUGAAACAUUUGGAUGAUGACAACAUUUUCAAGAAGGCUGCUAAAAUCCUCUGGUCAUACUUGGACCAAAGCGACAAGGCAUAUUAUCAUUCGACAGUUGCUCGAUUGCUUUGUUUAUUUCAUUCACGGAAGCCUUCUGAACCGAGUAGUGAUGUCGAGGAUUUGAUCGUUAGCAAUCUUACAAGCAUGAAUAGGGAGCUAAGUUGCUCUGCUGCUAAAAAAUUUCGAACCUUAUGGAUGUUAAAUCGGCCUUCUGCAUCCGAGGAACUCUAUCCUGGAUUAUCAUCGAAGCCGUUUAACAGGGUUGUCAUGCUUUUAUUGGGUUUUCUAUCUGAUGAUACAAUUGGUUAUGAUAAAACAGAAUUGAAAAAUAUUUCGGCCUUUUGGUUCAAUGAUUGUGCUCAGCACUCGGAUUUGCCGUAUAUUCUGCAGAUGUGGGCUACUAUGCUCUUAAACCCAAGCACCUCACGUGUUUCAAUUCAGUACCUCAGUAUGCAUCGCAGAAUUAAUAAAGAAAAGUUCCCAUAUAUACCAUCCGGUAUUUGUGCCAUCACACUGUUAACGGAUGGUGGUCAUCAGUCAUUACAUCAUUUGUGCGAAGAUGUUUCGGUAAUAGGUCCAAAUGAAUCAAAGCGGCACUUGGUUGAAGCUUCCACAGUUUUUGAGAGAUUAAGAAUUGGAGAAUGCCCAAUUUGGUUGACUGAGCUACGAAAUCGUUUGUUGCAAGAAGGUGAUGAUAAUGGCGCGAUAGACUUGAAUAUGACAAGCGAAACACAAAAGAAUCAUCGCAGGACUGUAUCGGACAUACCAAUGUUUGAUGAUGACAGUGAUUCUGUUGAAACGACAUCACUAGAUUCGCUGGAUCAUGAAGUAGUGGAAACACUCCAAUAUAUCCUUGACUGUAUUUGUGCUCAAGAAGAAAGCGAAAUGGAAGUACAAGCUUGUUUUGCCGGUGAACGGUUGUGUUCCCAUGUUCAAAUGACACUGAUUAGUAACACACAUGAUACAGAGAGCGAAAUUAGUGAAAAAGAAGGAUUAUCCAGUGCAACAGCUGGUGCAUCACAGAAAAGAACGGCGGAAUUACAGUCAGUUCCUGUGGUUUCAUCGUGGAAAACUGUUGAGAAUGGUCCACCAAUUUCCGAAAACGUGAAACGGUCUAGAGGUCAUCGAAGGCAAGAUUCAUUGCAAGAAAGCAUAUUUACAAUGUCUGCACAAGAACUCAACAAGUUAUAUUCACUUAGAUUAUUUGAUACAUCCGAGUUGCCUCGAUUGGAAGCAACCGGAGAUGAAGUGCAACCAUUGUGCCACGAAUUACAUGCGCAUAUGUUGCUGUAUGCAGAAAGUGGGCAAACGGUGGAUUUAGCGCGCUCUGAAAAAGUAUUUCGAAUGCUAAUUGCCUUGAUGCGGACGAAACUUAGCUUCCUGACUCCCAGCCUUAUUAUUAGUUGUAUGGUUUCAUCUGGAACUGCUUCACUUUCGAAAUCUCCAUCGAGCGUUAUAUCUGGACAAUUAAUGGACCUUGUGUCACGUCAUAUUCAUUCCAUACUAGGGCAGGAUUUUUGGACUUCUGAGUCGGAUAGUGGAAGCGGGACGGACACACUAAAAUAUAAACAUUACAGUUUUCUUGAACUCUUUAUGACUAUUUCUUUACAUUUUCUUCGAUCAUAUUUUGUCAAUUCCCCCACUGCCAACGUUUCUAGUCUUGAUUUGCGCAAUGCUUGGAAAUGUAAGAUGGCAGUUUUGGAUUUUCUUGCCGAGUUAGUGCGCGGAUUAAUAGCGAUAAUCCAGGAGAAUCAGUCUCGAGCUUUAACUACUUACAUCCAUGGCUUGCUGCAGCGUUCAAAGCUUCAAAAAUGCUUGUUGCAUUCUCUUCUAACUUCUGUUCAUAAUGUUCGACAACAUAAUAACACCGAAAUAGUUCCAUUAUCAGUCGAUAUAUUGGAAUUUAAUGAUGGUAAUGCAACAUCCAGCAGUAAUUUCUGUGAUUUGAUUGUUGGUUAUCAAAGUUCGCUGCUAGAUUUAACUGCCACUGUAAUACAAUUGGAAUUGGUGAUCAAGAACGGAUUUCGAAAUUUUACUGACCAAAAUAGCAGUGGUAUAGAUAAACUGUCGAUAAAUCAUCAAAUUUAUAAUUCACCGCUGCAUCGUGCAACGCUUCGUGAACCAUAUGUUGGCAUGGUUGAAUUGCGUAUGUUUCUGUUAACUGUCUUGAAUGCCCUCAAGAAACAUUCAGCUGAACACCAACAAUGGCUUACAUUUGUCGUACGAAUACUCCCAUUUCUUGAUUAG